Messenger RNA from Megalobrama amblycephala (Wuchang bream), 1361 nucleotides. Its product is annotated as complement factor H-related protein 2-like. Bases 33 to 1277 code for a protein of 414 amino acids. Lineage: Eukaryota; Metazoa; Chordata; Actinopteri; Cypriniformes; Xenocyprididae. The record is from RefSeq and is a predicted model, not a curated record. The transcript is spliced from 7 exons.
UCAACAAAUCAUUGGAGGGUGAGUCCUGUUUGAUGGGGCGGAGGGAAGGGGAGCUUGUUUUCAUCUACUUUACACAGACUUCAAAGAUUCUCAUCGCAAACGGUCUGAAGAGUGUUCAGGAAUAUAUCUUUUGGAAAACAGAAGUUACAUGUGAGGGUGAACAACUCCUCAAUGUUGACGUUUUAAUGGGACAUCCAGGUAUCGUUUCACCUUAUAAACCUGGACAUAUCUUAGUUUUCCGAUGCACAGAUGUGAACAUGAAGAUGUACGGCCAAAGAACAAUUGAAUGCCUCUCAAAUGGAAAAUGGGAUAACCCAUAUCCAAAAUGUGGAGUUACCUGUGAGGGUGAACAACUCCUCAAUGUUGACGUUUUAAUGGGACAUCCAAGUAUCGUUUCACCUUAUAAACCUGGACAUAUCUUAGUUUUCCGAUGCACAGAUGUGAACCUGAAGAUGUACGGCCAAAGAACAAUUGAAUGCCUCUCAAAUGGAAAAUGGGAUAACCCAUAUCCAAAAUGUGGAGGGGCAACAUGUCCUCUAAAAACAACAGAUGAAGACUUAAUAAUGAAGCGAUUCCCUGAUAUUGUGGGUCCCGUCAAACAUGGACACAAGUUAAUAUUUUCAUGCAAUAGAGAAGGGCUGAAAUUAAAAGGACAGAGAGAAAUCACCUGUCAGUCAAAUGGAGAAUGGAGCAGCCCAUUUCCUAAAUGUGAAGAGGUAAUGUGUGUUGCAAGCCUGACAGAGAACAUGAGAUCAGACGGACACUCGGGGCCUGAGGUUUCAGUCAGACCUGGACGCACAAUAACACUUUCAUGUGUUGGGAGGGAAUUACAAGGACAGAGCAAAAUCAGCUGCUUGUCAAAUGGAGAAUGGAACGUCCCAUUCCCUAAAUGUGUAGGAGGGAAAUGUGGGCCACCACCACUUGUGGACUUUGCAGAUACAAUGGAAAUGACAAAAAGUGAAUACAAUUCAGGGGAGAGAGUUGAAUACACCUGCUUUAAUAAAUACACACUGGUUCAGAGUCACCCCUACUCCAAAUACUUGACCUGUGAAGAUGGAGAAUGGAGAGGGAAUAUUAAGUGCUUAAAGCCCUGUUCAGUGUCUCUGGAGGUACUGGAUGAAAGAGGUAUAGAGCUGCGAUGGCGUGGACGGGAAAAGAUAUUCUCACCAGAUGGGGAUAGAAUCACCUUUAGGUGUCAGAGAGGCAAAUAUUCAGUAGGCAUUGACCUACUACAAACAUGUAAUGAUGGAGUGAUGGAUUUGCCUCUGUGUGAGUGACAGUGAAUAAAACAUCACCGAAGCAUCAAAUGUAUUAAUAAACAAAAAGAAAUAAAGCAGAUCAAAAUUAACCUUUUUUCCCAA